Messenger RNA from Melospiza melodia melodia, 786 nucleotides. RefSeq names its product zinc finger protein interacting with ribonucleoprotein K-like. The record is from RefSeq and is a predicted model, not a curated record. Gene Ontology annotation, biological process: regulation of gene expression. The transcript is spliced from 2 exons. NCBI's taxonomy places the organism in Eukaryota, Metazoa, Chordata, Aves, Passeriformes, Passerellidae. Gene Ontology annotation, cellular component: nucleus.
AUGUUGGGGUUCAUCCUCCUGGUGCUGCAGGAGAAGCCCCACACAUGUGUGGAGUGUGGGAAGAGCUUCAGGUGGAACUACAAGCUCAUCGAGCACCAGAGGACCCACACUGGGGAACGGCCCUACGAGUGUGGAGAGUGUGGGAUGAGCUUCAGCCGGAGCUCCCACCUGACCAGCCACCAGAGGACCCAUACUGGGGAGAGGCCCUACGAGUGUGGGGAGUGUGGACAGAGCUUCAGGCAGAGCUCCAGCCUGAUCAGCCACCAGAGAACCCACACUGGAGAACGGCCCCAUGAGUGUGGGGAGUGUGGGAAGAGCUUCAAGUGGAGCUGUGACCUGAUCAAGCACUGGGGGAUCCACACUGGAGAACGGCCCUACAAAUGUGGGGAGUGUGGGAAGAGCUUCAGGGGGAGCUCUGACCUGAUCAAGCACCAGAGGAUCCACACUGGGGAAUGACCCUACGAGUGUGGGGAAUGUGGGAAGAGCUUUAGGGACCAUGACACCCUGAUCAGGCACCAAAAGAUCCACACUAGGGAGAGGCCUUAUGAGUGUUCUGAGUGUGGGAACAGAUUUCGGUUCAACUCCCAUCUCCUCCUGCACAAUCUGAGUCACACAGAGGAGAGGCCCUUCUUCUGCCCUGAGUGUGGGAAGGGAUAUAAGUACAAGUGCCAACUCAUCACCCACCAGUGCAUCCACACAGGGGAGAGACCCUACAAGUGUGGAGAAUGUGGGAAGAGCUUCUCACAGAGCUCUCAUUUGACCCGACACCAAUACAGCCACCGGUAA